UAUAACCUCACCCGCCCGCCCUCGCAUCCGCAGCCCACCGGAACACAAGCAAACGCACGCGAUCUCGCCGCAAACCGCCGGGUCCCCCCGCGCGCGCUCACGCACACACACUCCCCAGCUCCUCAUCCUCGCGCGGGGGCGGGAGGAGCGAGAGCUUAAACUAACCCCGGGUCUACCAUGGGCAACUUCGCGUCGUGCACGCUGGCGACGACGCCCGGGACCGGGCGGGGCGCCCGGGUCGUGCUCCCGGACGGGCGGGUGCGGCAGGUGCCGCUCCCGGCGACGGCGGCCGAGCUGAUGCUCGAAGUGCCGGGCCACUUCCUCGCGGACGCGCGCGCGCUGCGCCCUGGGAGGCGGAUCGAGGCGCUCCCGGCGGACGAGGCGCUCGUGCGCGGGGCGCUCUACGCCACGCUCCCCAUGAAGCGCCUGGGCGCGCCCGUGGCGCCCGCGGACGUGGCGCGCCUGGCGGCCGCGGUUAUCGCCAGCGGGGAGAAGGCGCGGGCGGCGAGGAGGAGGAUGAGGCCGGCGUCGUCGCCAGCCGCUACGGCCAAGGUGGCAGCCGUCGUCGCGCCGCCUGAGGUUGUGGAGGCAGCCGCCGCCGCAGCGCCGCUUCUCGAGACGGACGCGAGCAAGCCGAGGGCCCCGAGGCUGGAGGAGAUGGCCGUGGACGACGAGGCCGCCGCGGCGGAGAUCGAGGAGCUCAAGCAGCGGCUCAGCGGCGGCGGGCGCCGGUCGAGGCGGCCGACGCUGGAGACGAUUCAGGAGGAGAGCUACGCGGCAGCGAGAUGCUGAUGCAGGUCAAUAAUGGUCAAGGCCAACCAAACACAGAUGGCAAAGGCUGUCUCUCGUAGGCUCAUAGCUUCUUUUUGUUUUUUUUCCUUUUUCACUUCUCCCCUAUUCACCUUGUGUAAAAUACCAGUACUUUUUUUUCGGUGCUGCCUCCUUUUCCAUUUAUUUUGGAGAGAGGAAAGAGGAACAUGAGUUGGACAGAAACGGUUUUGAAAAGUGAUUAAUAGAAAUGAAGGAAACCUUAGCGAUUCAGUUA
Molecule: messenger RNA, 1045 nt
Organism: Setaria italica (foxtail millet)
Lineage: Eukaryota; Viridiplantae; Streptophyta; Magnoliopsida; Poales; Poaceae
Product: translation initiation factor IF-2
Exons: 1
Coding region: 178-792 (204 amino acids)
Source: RefSeq, a predicted model, not a curated record